Messenger RNA from Mya arenaria, 2223 nucleotides. RefSeq names its product uridine phosphorylase 1-like. Gene Ontology annotation, biological process: nucleotide catabolic process; uridine catabolic process. Bases 397 to 1341 code for a protein of 314 amino acids. Gene Ontology annotation, cellular component: cytoplasm; cytosol. The transcript has 8 exons. Gene Ontology annotation, molecular function: uridine phosphorylase activity. The record is from RefSeq and is a predicted model, not a curated record. NCBI's taxonomy places the organism in Eukaryota, Metazoa, Mollusca, Bivalvia, Myida, Myidae.
CAUAUUUAUCGAGAGUCGAACUCUAAUGCAAACAAUGGAAGUUCUUAUCUCCACCUGAUAUCAACCCUUCCCGGCGUUCAGUAUUUCAUCAUCCUGUUUAUUUACCAUAACCAUUUCUGUCUCGGUAAUUCAAACCGUGUGUGGCUUCCACCGAGUUAUAUCCUUGAUACUAAUAUACAUACAUAUCGCCAUAGUGUUUUAAAGUCCUAUAUGUUUAUAGAGGUUAAUUAAAUUGACAUAUUUAACACGCGUUGUCACACACACACACACCAACAGUAUCACUAUUUUACUAUUAAUUACACUGUAAUUUCCAGACAAGGUGUAGGUAGUUGUGUUUAUAAUUAAACUGGUGUACUUCGGUUUGAAUAAGUCGUGAUAUAUUUUGGUGUUGUAAGUAUGGAUAUUAUUGAAGACAACAGAACUGCGCUUUUCGAAGAGGGGAAAGAAGAUGCUCUACCCACAUCCAACGGGCGCGUAAAGCUGCACAACGCCCGCCUCAAAUCCAUCCAAGACGACCACCUUUACCAUAUCGCCCUCUCAACCGGAAGUGACGAUCUCAGGCGCCUCUUCGGAGAUGUCAAGGUCGUGUGUUUUGGCGGCCAAGCGACACGGAUGGAAAAGUUUGCGCGGUUUAUCGCGCGUGAAUUUGAUGUCAGCGACACGGUUCAUAACUUCGCUGCCGGCACGGACCGCUAUGCCGUGUACAAGGCCGGACCAGUUCUCUCCGUCAGCCACGGUAUCGGCAUCCCCUCACUGUCCAUCGUCUUUCAAGAGAUCGUAAAACUCAUCUACUAUGCUGGUUGUGAAAACGUCACGUUCUUUCGCAUUGGCACGUGCGGUGGUAUAGGAUUGGAGCCUGGCACGGUGGUCAUCAGCCAGAAGGUUGUCAACGGCGCAUUGGAACCAGUCUAUAAGCAGUAUAUCCUCGGGCGUGCGGUUGAACGGCCGGCGAAAGUGGACAGCGACCUUAUCCGCCAACUGUACGCCUGUAGCCAAAACGACGACAAGUUCAAAACCGUGCUGGGCACCACCCUGUGUGCCGAUGAUUUCUAUGAAGGUCAGGGACGGAUGGACGGGGCGUUCUGUGAACACGAGGAGGAGGAAAAGUUUCUAUGGUUACGGGAGCUAGCGGACCGUGGGGUGACCAACAUGGAAAUGGAGUCCCUUGGCUUCACGGCUCUCUGUGACCGCGCAAACAUACCGGGGGCUGUAUGCUGUGUAACGCUGCUCGACCGGUGCGAGGGAGACGGGAUCACCACUAACCUGCAGCUGUUACACGAGUGGCAGACCUACCCACAGAUUCUCGUGGCUCGUUACAUCCGGAACCGCCUUGGUCUCUAGCCGCAUCACUUCCUCGCUGAUCUACUUUGUCCGUGCCUGUCGAUCAAGCACUGCAUAGGCGUGUCACUCUUCACGCGGACCGAUACAUACCUCGUGUGCGCACCGCUAAAUGCCUCUUGUGGUGAUUAAAUUAAACAUUCUUGUACAAAGAUUUGAAGAGUUCACUAGUUUGCCAAAUUCAACGCACUGGCGUUUAUUUUGCCAAAAUAUUGUGUUUUGCCAUUGAUGUGGGUUAAUUUUGAGAUAUAAUAUGUUGAAAAGACAUGUGUUAUAUAGAACAAAGUGUUUAUGCAUUUCUUGUAUUCAGUGCAGCUUGCAUUCGUUCAAUACGUUCCGUGCCAUUCUUUUUCUGCCCGUCGCUCGGCGGUCGUGAUUGGUCAAUUAUUUGCUGUGAUUUGUUUUGAUAGACUUUUGAAUAAUUAACCUAAAUUUCGUGUUAAAUUAUGACGUCAUAUCCUUACAUAUAUAUUUUUUCGUCAUGACUAUCAACCGUUUUAAUGACUACAAGAACAUCUUCAAACAUCCCCGGUAUUCUGUAACCUUCUCAUCAUCAUUAUUUAUUUACCGUAGGGUGAUAAACUGGCAUAACCGCACUUUCCAAUCAAGUGCAUUAUUGGGGGAGACUUUUUUAGGAAUUGAAGCAUUUACUUUUCAGAUUUCGUUGCAAGUAGAUAAGGUCCUUAUAGAUGUUGAACCUCUCUGUUGUAUUAAUAGUUAAGGAAAAACAGAUAUGUGUAAGGUGCUAUCAUUUUUUACGACUAACAAGUGUUGUUUUUAUAUGUAUACAAGAAAUAUACGUCAGUAUUACUUUGUGUUAAAAAUAACCACGUCCUGACCAUUGUAUGCAUAAUUUGUACAUAGAUUGCUAAGAUUUUGAUCAUA